UGGAAGCCAGGUAGCUCUAUUCAUGGAGGUAAAAAGAGGAGUGGUAAAAAAAUUAUUUCAAUUUCAUAUGCCUUCAACCUUGUGUGCAACUAAUAGAACAAAAAAAAUUGUGCAUGAAACAGCCGAACUUCUCUUAUGUGGCGCUGUUGAAGGGUUAUAUUGACAUAAAUGGAGGCUAUGAGACAAUCAAUACCCAGGGGCGGGAGUCGUGCUCGAGCGAUACUGACAAUGGUCAAACAAAUGAUGGGGGUGAACCUCUGCUGCAAUUACACCAAACAAAGACUGGGGGCAUCAACGAGAACAAGAAAACAAGCCAUGAGGAUUUAUGCAUGUUGGGUGACUUUGUUGAAGACCAAGACAAUUCUCCAGUGCAAUUGGAGGAUCUGGAUGCACAAACAACAACUUUUCAUGAUAUUCUCUUGGAUCCAUGGAAGCCAACCCUCUUUGAUGAUAUUCUCUUGGAUCAGGUUGACAGAAACAAUGAAGGAACAAGAGGGGCUUUUGAGAGAGAGCAAAAUCAUACCUGGAAUCUCGACUCGCCAACAUAUGUUGAUGAUGGUUCCUCCAGAGAGUCUCGAGAGGCAGAAACAUCAACAAAUGCAUGCUGCCUGCAAGUUCCAAACAGCGAGAAUGAAAACAAUGAUAUCAAUGAAGAAACCAUAGACGAAUUUUUGGAAAAUGAAAGAUGGGCCGCAGAAGGAGGAAAUGACCGAUCAAUUGAUAGUGAGCUCAAACCUAAAACGGGGAUGCAAUUUUCCACGAGGGAAGAAGCUCAAAAGUUCUUAAACUUCUAUGCCUUUGUAGCUGGUUUCUCCAUAUCAGUCGUGUCGACUGCCCGCACAACCAGCAAAAAAAGGAAUGGAGAGGUUGUAAGGGUAACACUAAAAUGCAACAAAUAUGGGCAUAAUACAGAGACUGAGAGAGAAAACUUGAUAGUACACAGAAAAAGCACUGUCAUAGCAAAGACAGAUUGCAAAGCGCAAAUGAUAGUCGCUUUGAAAGAUGGAAGAUGGCAUAUAACUAACCUCAAUCUUGAUCAUAACCAUGAUCUCAACCCUGGAAGUAGGUUUUUUCGAUCUCAUGUUUACAUGUCUGAUGAAGAGAAAGCCUUGAUCAGAACAAUGAAAAGGUGCAACAUUCCUACAAGGAAAAUAGUGGCAGUGUUGGCAUACAUAAGAGGAGGAAUGGACAAGCUACCAUACAACAAAAGGAAAGUGGGUAACUAUGGUACAACAAUAAACAGAGAAUUGGAAAACAGUGAUGUCAUGGAAGUGCAGCAGUACUUCCAGAAGAAACAAGCUGAGAGCCCUGGAUUUUGCUACUCAAUGGAAGUAGAUGCAAAAAACAAGGUCAGGAGCGUUUUUUGGACAGAUGCUAGAUCUAGAACAAUGUACCAAGAGUAUGGGGACUGCAUCAGCUUUGACACAACAUUCCUAACCAACAAGUACAACUUGCCAUUUGCACCAUUUGUUGGUAUUUCUCCACAUGGGAAGACAUACUUGUUUGCAUGUGCUCUUAUUGUCAACGAGACUGCUAACACAUUCAAGUGGUUGUUCCAACAGUUCUUGGCAGCAAUGGGAGGGAAGGCACCAAAAUCAAUAAUUACUGACCAGGACAAAGCAAUGGAAAGCGCAAUAAAAGAUGUGUUUCCACAAGCAACACACAGAACAUGCUUGUUCCAUGUCAUGAAGAAAGCUGAAGAACAAAUGUGCAGAGUGUUUCAACUGAAUCAAGGGCUGUAUGAGGACUUUCACGACAUAGUCAAUAACUCAUUGACAGAGAAAGAAUUUGAAACACUAUGGCAAACAAUGAUUGAAACUUACAAUGUGGGUGAGGUGAAAUUUUUCCAAGACAUGUGGAAAACAAGAAAAAAGUUUGUGCCAGUGUACUUCAAGACAAAGUUUUUCCCAUUCAUCCAAACAACGGCCAGGAGUGAGGGCAAAAAUGCUUUGUUCAAGAAAGGGGUUGGUGCACAGUUCAGCAUGACAAGCUUCUUGCGAGAAUACCAGAGAAUACUAGACAACAUCCAUGCAAAUGAGGAUGAGCUCGACCAUAAUGCAACGCAUAAGAAAGUUUCCUGGAAAACAUUUACUACUAAGUAUUACAUCGAGAGACAAGCACACAAUCUGUACAACAUAAGCAUCUUUAGGAAAUUUCAAAUCAUCCUCAAUGAUGUAACAAGACUGCAAAUCAGAGAAGAGGAAAGUAUGAAGCUAUACAUGGUAUACCAGGCAAAGAAUUACUACAAACAAGAACAUAGGGCAAGGCUUUAUGUGGUGCAAGUAGAUGCUGACCGGGACAAUUACUCCUGCAUUUGUUGCAAGUUUGAAAAGGAUGGCAUUUUGUGCUGUCAUAUUCUGAAAGUGAUGUUGCAUCUUGAGGUGGAUAAGAUACCAGACAAAUACAUAAUAGACAGAUGGAGAAAGGAAGGCAAGAAAAUGAAUAAACCCAAGGCGAUUCCACUGAAAUUAGAUAAUGAUCAACUAAGGUACAAUGUCCUAGGGGAGAUGAAGUGGAUGAGCAAGGAGAGCAAACAGAGGAGUGCAGCAAGUCCAACAGGACAAUAG
This is a messenger RNA of Hordeum vulgare subsp. vulgare (domesticated barley), 2567 nucleotides long. RefSeq names its product protein FAR1-RELATED SEQUENCE 5-like. The coding region runs from base 114 to 2567 and encodes 817 amino acids. Gene Ontology annotation, molecular function: zinc ion binding. The record is from RefSeq and is a predicted model, not a curated record. NCBI's taxonomy places the organism in Eukaryota, Viridiplantae, Streptophyta, Magnoliopsida, Poales, Poaceae. Gene Ontology annotation, biological process: regulation of DNA-templated transcription. The transcript is spliced from 5 exons.